GGCUGUGGGGCUGCCACGGUGGGACCCCAUGUACACUUGCAAUCCCAUUCCACAGUGCUGCUGGGCCAUCAAACCUGCCCAGUCCAGGGAGAAGAGGUCCCCAGGGCUGGGACCUGCUGGGGUGGAUCCGCUCCCAUAUGCCCCCUCGGGCACCCUGAGUUAACCCAGCCUCACUGCCUCUGUUUCCCUGGAAAAAGCAGCCUGGCAGCAUGGAGGUGGAGUGAUGGGUAAUUGCAGUGGGGGCUUCUUCAAAAAGGUGGGGGCAGGAUGGACAUGAACCAGAGCAACAGCUGUUAGCACUGGAUGUGGCUCAACCCUGGCUGCCUGUCUAUGCUCUCCAUGCCAUGAGCCUGGUCCAUGAGCCUGGACCCUCUCUGGGAGUGGGGUCCACUGCCAGCAGCCUGGGAAGCUGCAACCCCUUCUGGAGGGCACUGGACUGUGGCUCAACCCUGGGCUAAAACACCAUCCCUACCAUCUUCCUCCUUGAGGCAGGACCCGUCCCAGCACUGCCAGACCCUGGGGUCAGUGGGCAACAGCCAGGAGUGGGGCACUGGGGGCAUCCUCAUCUCCCUCCCCAGACACAGCACCAGGCACGGGGCAUUGACUGGUCCCUGACAUGCUCUGGGCUGGGUCUCACACAAAGCUGUAUUCAUCCAGGACUAGGCAAUUAGAGGGGGAAGGGGCCAACUGUCACCUAACACGGGUACAAGUUAUCCCUGCUCUUGUGUAACCUGUUGCAUAAAGCAGAGGCGGGCAGGGGCUGCUGCCAGCGGCGGGGGCUAUAAAGGUGGGUGUGAGAGGAGGCUGAUCCAUGCAGCUUCUCCUGCCCGCACCCAGUCCCCGGAGGAAAGAUGACAGCGGUGCUGCCCAGCCUAGCACUGGCCCUGCUCAGCCUGCUGCAGGCAGGGGCCGAGGUCCCCGUGCAGCCGGGCUUCAACGCCGAGAAGUUUGUGGGGACAUGGCAUGUCACAGCUGCUGCUUCCAACUGCUCCGUGUUCCUGAAGAUGAAGGAUGGGAUGAAGUCAUCCAUCACCACCAUCAGCUUCACGCCAGAGGGGGACCUGGCUAUGAAGCUUGUCUGGCCCUGGAUGGACAGAUGCCAAAAGUUUGAGCUGCUCUUCCAGAGAAGUGGGCAGGCGGGCCACUACAUGGCACAAGAGAAGAGGGAACUGCAUGUGAUGGAGACGGACUACAGCUGCUACGCCAUCGUGCACGAACUCCAGCAAAGAGGGCAGGAGCCCAUCACUGCGCUGCAGCUCCUCACAAGGGAUCAGGACAUGAGCCCCCAGCUCCUGCAGAAGUUUGAAGAGCUCAUUCCCAUCAUGGGCCUGACCAAGGACAUGUUGGCCAUCCUGCCCAAGUCAGAUCAGUGCACCAAGGCCACCAGCUGAAGGGGCCAACUCCAGGGCUGUGUGUCCUCCAGACCUGGUGGAAACCAGGUUCUGCUCCCUGCUCCAUGCCCCUUCUUGUUCUCCUCAGCCAGGAUCUGCCAGACCCGCUGUCCCACACCAGGAUCACACCUUGCUCUCCUAAAUAAAUGGAUGCAGAAGCUGUC
Messenger RNA from Athene cunicularia (burrowing owl), 1555 nucleotides. Its product is annotated as lipocalin-15-like. The record is from RefSeq and is a predicted model, not a curated record. Gene Ontology annotation, molecular function: small molecule binding. The coding region runs from base 852 to 1391 and encodes 179 amino acids. NCBI's taxonomy places the organism in Eukaryota, Metazoa, Chordata, Aves, Strigiformes, Strigidae. The transcript has 7 exons.